Messenger RNA from Fonsecaea multimorphosa CBS 102226, 1554 nucleotides. RefSeq lists its product as uncharacterized. The coding region runs from base 1 to 1554 and encodes 517 amino acids. Gene Ontology annotation, molecular function: DNA-binding transcription factor activity, RNA polymerase II-specific; zinc ion binding. The record is from RefSeq and is a predicted model, not a curated record. The transcript is spliced from 3 exons. Gene Ontology annotation, biological process: regulation of DNA-templated transcription. Lineage: Eukaryota; Fungi; Ascomycota; Eurotiomycetes; Chaetothyriales; Herpotrichiellaceae.
AUGCCACAACCACUUCCACAAGCACGGCAAAGGAGAUGGGCUCCAAAAGUCAGGACCGGGUGUAAGACUUGCAAGAUACGGCGGAAACGCUGCGAUGAAGGAAAGCCGCAUUGUACGAGGUGCUUGAAAGACAAGUUUCGUUGUGAGGGAUACGAACCUCCAAAGACGUGGCUGUUUGAGCCGUCUCGCAAAGACGAGCUCGAGCAAUCGGAGCCAGAUUCACCUUCGUGGCAAUCAUUGCCGUCACACCGGGACUCUCUUCCAUCGCCCGUGAUAGCAAGCAAGAGCACGCAGAGCUUUUCCGAUCCCUUUGCAUUUCUUGUCGAACCCUCGAGUCCCUGGACGACGGAUGUGGACCAGAGAUAUACGCAGCUGUUCCUCCUUGAAACCGCGCCUCUUCUCUCUUCCACCAGAAAGUGGCAUCACUUCUGGCAAUUCAUUGUGCCUCAAGCUGCUUGGAACAACCCGUCGGUCCAUCAUGGCAUGGUCGCCGUGGCGGCGACGUUUGACUCGUAUUUUUCGGGCCGUGAUCACACCGCCCUGGUAUUAGAGCGGAGGGCCCAGGCGGUCCGUGCAUUCACCAACCAACGCCCCUCGUGGGACGUCGCGCUGAUCGUCUGCCGCCUGUUCUCCUCAAUGGCCCAGUGCAACGAGGAUUUCCCCGCGGCCAUGGAGCACAUCAAAAGCGGGGAGAAGAUUCUCAGAGAAGCGACGCAGCAGAGCGGAAGCGGAAGCGGACACGCUGCACGGUCGUCGUCCGAAAUUGUCCGGCUCAUGGCUGCCACCUUCAUGGGUCUGUCGGCGGACGCCAAUAACGACGUGAAUAUCAUCAAGCGGUUCCCCCCGGGCCAGCGCCGCGCCGCUUUCCUCGAGCUCAAGGUCAUAGGCUCGGAAUAUGCAAGGCUUCUCCGCCGGAUCGCGCAAGGGUACCACCACCACGGUGACGGCGACACAAUCGAUACGCUGACCAUUGGAUUUCUGUCCGUCGCCUUCACCACCAUGAACCAAGCCAUCAGCUCUGCCAUGUACCCGGACCUGCUGGUGUUUACCGGCGACGACGGGGUCGUCCCCGCGGCCGAGAUCCGCACCAACCUGCUGCGCGAGGGUUCCUUGUUGGCCCUGGACGACCUGAUCAUCAUGUUUCCAUGCCUGUUCUACGAGCUGGAACAACACCUAGACACCACCCUAGCCGCCGGAGCCGGAGCCCGAGCAUCUGCUGCUCCCACCACGGCGUCGUCGCCGUCGUCGUCGCCGUCGUCUCUCGACGAUCUGAAACAGCGCCUCAAGGUCCUGGUGGACAACUACGUCGUGCAAGCCUCCGAGGUCGAGCCCCGCAUGACGGCCGGCACGUUCUGGCUCGACGACGCCGCGAUCCCGGGCUGCCUGAGGAACAACAACGGGCACCCCGACCGGCGGCCGCCGCAGACCGGCGUCGCCAAUCCGUGUCUGAGCCCGUGUCUGUGCGCCGACGGCCAAGAAGACCCCGUCCUGCGCGCCAGAAGGGAGUAUUACCACGAGUAUGUCUGCCAGUACCGGAGCGGCUUCAUGUGUUGA